AGGUAGUUGAGCCCCUCCUCCACGAGCAGUCUGAUGAUUCUGUUGCUGUAGAAGAUAAAGUCCCCGCGCUGAGUCGUCUUGUCUCGGAUAAUGGUGAGCAGUGCUAUCAGCUGGUGCGUCUGGCGCAAGACAGCAACAUUAGCGUGCUCCACCUGAGUAGACACAGUGGCCCCGUCUGACAUGGCUGCUCACAGGCUCAGGAAAGAAAUGACAAAUGUCCAAAGAGCAGCUGGGCCCUGGCAAAAGGCGCAAGUUGUCGACCUCUUAAGCGUCUAUCUGCUCCGCCUGCUCGUCGUCGCGUGAAGCCGAAAUCCGCGAAACGAGCAAACAGGCGCUGAAGGGACGUCACCCGGCCUGCGACUUGCUGCUCCCGGUGGCCCUUGUCGAAGCCUGUCUUCAUUGGCUCUCAUUCACCAUCGCACGAGUAUGGCGAUGCAGACGUGAGUGACUCAGCUAUCUGGACCAUGAAGCGCACGCCUGGACGCACCUAUGGCAGCGGGCGCAAGUUUGGCGCAUCGACCUCAAGCCAGGCACAGUGGGAUGAAGGCAUCGACAACCCAAACGCUUCUCAUGCAGUGGAUCAUUCUCCUGUAACUUAUUCGUCCAUCAGCGCCGACUUGCCCGAGCGGUCGAGAGUGACUAAGGCCAAACGACCAGCGGAGGUCGACAUCUAUGACUUUGAUGCAGAGGAGCAGAAGCGCCUCAAGCCAAGUAAGCCAAGCAGUAAAGCGGUCAUCGAUCACAGCAAAAACGUUUCCAGGCGUCCCGUCAGUAUACUUAAAGCUCAGGCAAAGAAGAUUAAUGCGGGAAAGACAUCCAAUGGAAGCCCAGUCAACGCAAAUAAGGAUGUUGCUAGUCCUUCGAGUCGUAAGACGCAACGUACCAUCGCUUCUACAGAAUCUCCAGCUCCAUCCAGGUCACCAAGGAAGCGAACGAUUGCCUCUCCGGUGAAAGCUGCACAGAGUCCAUCCAAGGCAAAACUUCCUCAAAACGAGCCGACCGCGAAAUCUCCAGUAGCCAUCCAUACGCCAGAGAAACGGACGAGAACCCCCUCUGCCAAGAUCCGCUCUGCAAUCAAACAGACAUUGGCCGAACCUUCCACGAGAUCUUCAGAACCAGUUGCUUCACCGGGAAAACGCCUGCGCACACUUUCUGCUGCAACUAGUCCAGUCGUUCCUUCAGCCGCUAAGCCCAAGUCAAGCACGACUCCGAAACCAAAGGACAAAACUCCAACACGAAGAAGUCUCAGGUCUGCCCAAAAGGCAGAGGUGUUGCCAGCAGAUACUCAAACACCAGCAGCACCAGCGGAGGAAAGCAUGCCGACGCGAUUGACCACGCCUCCUCCAUUACAGCAGUCAGUGUUCUCGCCAAAUUCACCUCGUCUCUCUCCGCAGCAAAAAGCUAUGUACGAUGCAUUCGGGAAAUCGGCUAGCGGUGCAAAACUCGAUGCUCGCCCACGCCGCUUGAUGGAGGCACUGGCACACUCAAAAGUCGAACGGCGUCAGGCUUCGCAAGAGGAUCAAAGAAGCCAUGAGUCACCUCACAAGAACAUGGUUGAGAUGGCAGAAUCAAAUCUCGAACAGCAACCUCUCAUCGCCAUUGAGUCGGAAACACAGAGUCAAGAGGCCCCAGAAGCUAUGGCCUCUGCAGCUGAGAGUCCUCUGGAACAGCCGGCUCCUUCCGCACGUGCGACCUACUCAAAGCAAAGGACAUAUCUUGCAGAAGACAACCAAAUCGACAAUUACAUCAAUGGCUCACAAGCAAGAGCGCCAGAGUCGAGCGAGAGCGACAAUGACGCUGAGGCCCAGUCUAAUAUCAGGAAUUUGCAUGAUUUACGCCAAAGUGGCGAGACAAAACGACUGAUUGACGACAUUGAAUAUCUCUUGGAAGGUCUCGAGAAGGAAAAGACAAUGCUUGCCACUCUACUGGAGCUGAGUGACAAACUCAUUUCCAAAGACUUCAGUCGCACGUUUCGGGCCAUGCAUUACGACGCCAGAGUUUUGGAGGUCUGCAAGGAUGUGACCCACCCCUUACUGCUGGCUUGUUGUAUGUUGCUCUUGGUUGCUUGUCGUGCGCAAGACAAUGGACGCGACCGAAGUCGCAAAGCCUGCGACACAGAGCUUGUGCGCCGCGCAUUGGCCGACGAUCGUGAUAUUGCCGUUCUCUGCAAGGAUCGCAAGCUGAAGGUGAGCAAGCUUAAUCAAGGUGCUGUCGAAGACCUCAGGCAGAAGCUCUCGAAAACCGAAGCAUUCUCCGGAGCUGCAGCAGAGCUAGCAAUCUCGCCAAGAAUUCUUGCGCUAAUGGUCUGCAAUGUCUCUUCGUUCCCUUCCCAAUUUUCUCGGACCAAUUUGUGGCCAUUGUUUGCUUCGCUCGAUUUGUGCUCCUCAUCAAUUCUUCUUGAGGCGCAAUUACUUUUCGCCGCUGUGGAACAGUCGCCCCUCGAUGUGAAUGAAGACAUUCCUUCAGACUCUAUUGGGCCACUCAUGUCGCUUGGUUCUCAUCUGCUAGAGUGUGCAAGCGAUCCCACAACUCAUGUGCCUCUUGGCAGCACGCUGCGAGCUCUGAUUCAUGCGUUACAAGGCAGUACACCUUGUGCCCAUUUGUUCACCUCGCAAUUUGUUGGUAAGACAAUGCUCGUCUUAUCAGAAAAGGUGCCAGAGGCUGCAGAGACGGAUGACGAGAUAAUUUUAUGUCUCGGAGUACUCAUUGCGCUUGCAGAUGGCUCUGAGCAGGGCAAGAAGUUAAUCCGUGACAACAGCAAGACUGGCAUGUCGUCGUUGUUGUCGCAGCUGUCGACCAGGCUGAACAAUCAGCGCAUGGAUGCAAUCAGUGGCUACAUGGCACUGCUCGCGUACCACCUUGGCCUUCACCUGGAGCCUGGAGCCGAUGUGCAAAGUAUCCGCCAGGGACUCCGAAUUCUGGUCGAUGCUCCAGAAAUCAACACACUGCUCUCUGAAACAAUCAGAGCAUAUGUGAACGCUCUGUGACAUUGCCUCUAGUACUCUAUAGCCUGGCAAAUAGGAUCCACCGCAAGUAGCUUGACUCCAUCUGAAGCCUCACGUGUGAUCGCAAGACUCGAG
Molecule: messenger RNA, 3080 nt
Organism: Protomyces lactucae-debilis
Lineage: Eukaryota; Fungi; Ascomycota; Taphrinomycetes; Taphrinales; Protomycetaceae
Exons: 2
Coding region: 465-2987 (840 amino acids)
Source: RefSeq, a predicted model, not a curated record